Panicum hallii is the source of this 707-nucleotide messenger RNA. Its product is annotated as leucine-rich repeat extensin-like protein 6. The transcript has a single exon. NCBI's taxonomy places the organism in Eukaryota, Viridiplantae, Streptophyta, Magnoliopsida, Poales, Poaceae. The record is from RefSeq and is a predicted model, not a curated record. The coding region runs from base 23 to 520 and encodes 165 amino acids.
CGCGCCUCGCCAUCGCCUCGCCAUGGCGACGGCCGCGCGCAGCAGCAGCAGCAGGCUCCUCGUCUCCUCCGCGCUGCUGCUCCUCCUCCUCCCGGCGCCGCAGCCCGCGGCCGCCGACGGCGCCACGUACCCGGCCGACUGCCCCUACCCGUGCCUCCCGCCGCCCGCGGCGCCCGCCGUGACCGCCAACUGCCCGCCGCCGCCGCCGUCCUCGUCGUCCUCGUACGCGUACCCGCCGCCGGCCCCGUCGUCGUCGUCCUGGAGCUACCCGCCGCCGCCGGGGGGCUACAUUCCCUACUACCAGCCUCCCGCGGGAGGAGGCGGCGGUGGCGGUGGCGGGGGUGGCGGAGGCGGGGGGUCCGUGUACCCGGGGCCGCCGCCGCCAAACCCCAUCCUGCCGUGGUACCCCUGGUAUUACAGGACGCCGCCGCCGGCGUCGGCCGCGUCGUCGGCGAGGGGGCGCUCUGCCCUUGCCGCGGCGGCACUCUUAGCUGCCGCCGGCCUGCUGAUCAUGGUUUAGCUUUAGCGGGCACUUGGUCCCCAUUUUGCUUCUCCUCCGAUCCCCAGGUUCCUUCUUCUUUGUCAAUUUAUUUAUCAUUCGGCAGGAUUCAGAAAUAUAUAAGAUGCAACAUUAAUUAUAUUACUGUGUACUACUAGUAUCAGCUAAAAAUUGCUAUAGUAUAACGCUAUUUAUUUCUUCUUGAUCA